Molecule: messenger RNA, 8892 nt
Organism: Pristis pectinata (smalltooth sawfish)
Lineage: Eukaryota; Metazoa; Chordata; Chondrichthyes; Rhinopristiformes; Pristidae
Product: voltage-dependent P/Q-type calcium channel subunit alpha-1A-like
Exons: 50
Coding region: 502-8292 (2596 amino acids)
Biological process (GO): chemical synaptic transmission; calcium ion import across plasma membrane
Cellular component (GO): neuronal cell body; voltage-gated calcium channel complex; membrane
Molecular function (GO): high voltage-gated calcium channel activity
Source: RefSeq, a predicted model, not a curated record
UGGGGAACUAGGCAUGCCUCCGUGUGGUAUCUGUGACACUGUUAGUGGGAGCUUGCUGUGCGCGACCUGGCAGUCACGUUUCCUACAGCACAGUUGGGACUGCAUUUCGAUGGUUUCUGAUUGGCUGUGGAGCGCUUUAUCGAACAGGAAGGCACAAUAGAAGUGUUUGAAUCAGACACGGCUGGGAGAUCUGGCAGUGCCAGUUUGCAAGGUGAAGAUUUAUUCGGUCCUUUGAUCGUCGGAGAAGCUGGUCUCUGGGAUCUGAAAUCGGUUCGUGCAGAGAUUCCCCCCGUGGAUGGAAGGGAGGGGAGCCGAGGUUGGCGGAAAUCCCUUGACCCUUUGGUAGGAUGGCCCCGGACCGGGUCCUCCCCGCUUCCGACGCUGUUGGAGCAAACCUGGGCUCCGGUGAGACUACGAGCCAGUUUUAAUCCUGGUUCGUGUCGGUUUCCAGUGGAUUUCACAGUCCAGUGACCGUGUCCCUCUCUCUGCACUCAGGAGCGCAUGGAUUUCAGCAGUUCCUGUACCUCGCUCUGGACAGAAAGACCGAUGAAUGCAAACACAAGAAGGUGGGCGGACCCUAGAGGUCGCCCUAGGGCAUCUGCUCCCGACCUUCGGCCCUCGUCCCCUCCGAGCUACUACGACGCGGUGUGCGACAUGAAAGGCUCGGCUGGCAGUGAUUCGGCCAUCCACCGCGGUUCCGGUGCUUUCCGUGAGGGGCAGUACUACCAGAUGACGGAUGGCGGGUUGGCAGCUCCCUACAGGAGGCGAGGCGCCUUGGUGGAUCACAGAGAUGUCAUCAAGGCCCACGAGGCCCACAAGAUGCACAGCACCCCUCAGGCAAGGCGCAAGGAAUGGGAAAUGGCGAGGUUUGGCGACGAGGUACCCGCCAGGUAUGGCACUGGUCAGGGAAGCUCUGGACGAGGAGGCAGUCGUCAGGGCGGACCCCCAGGAGCGCCCCAGAGGAUGUACAAGCAAUCUAUGGCUCAGAGAGCCCGGACAAUGGCUCUCUACAACCCCAUUCCCGUCCGUCAAAAUUGCUUCACAGUUAACAGAUCCCUCUUUCUCUUCAGUGAAGACAACUUUGUAAGAAAAUAUGCCAAAAAGAUCACAGAAUGGCCUCCAUUUGAAUACAUGAUUUUAGCAACAAUCAUCGCCAACUGCAUCGUUUUAGCACUGGAGCAACACUUACCUGAUGACGACAAGACUCCCAUGUCUGAACGACUUGAUGACACCGAGCCAUAUUUCAUUGGAAUCUUUUGCUUUGAGGCAGGAAUCAAAAUAAUCGCCCUUGGAUUUGCUUUCCACAAAGGCUCUUACUUGCGGAAUGGUUGGAAUAUCAUGGAUUUUGUUGUGGUUUUGACUGGUAUUGUUGCUACAACGGGGGCAGAAUUUGACCUUCGAACUCUGCGCGCAGUGAGGGUCCUCCGACCCUUGAAGCUGGUUUCUGGAAUUCCAAGUUUGCAAGUGGUGCUGAAAUCCAUCAUGAAGGCAAUGAUCCCCCUGCUUCAGAUUGGGCUGCUGCUGUUCUUUGCCAUCUUGAUGUUUGCCAUCAUUGGGCUGGAGUUUUACAUGGGCAAAUUUCACAAGGCGUGCUUCGACAGCAACAAUGAAAUUGUGGGCGAGUCUCCUUGUGGGACUGACUUGCCAGCUCGUAUAUGUCCGGCUGGAUCCAACUGCACCGAGUACUGGGAAGGACCAAACUACGGAAUCACCCAGUUUGACAACAUCUUGUUUGCUGUCCUCACCGUCUUCCAGUGCAUCACCAUGGAGGGCUGGACUGACCUCUUGUACGACAGCAACGAUGCCUUGGGGAACACUUGGAACUGGUUGUAUUUCAUCCCCCUCAUCAUCAUUGGCUCCUUUUUCAUGCUGAACCUUGUGCUCGGUGUCCUGUCAGGGGAGUUUGCCAAAGAGAGGGAGAGGGUAGAGAAUAGGAGAGCGUUCCUAAAACUGAGGAGGCAGCAGCAGAUUGAGAGAGAGCUCAAUGGCUACUUGGAGUGGAUUUGUAAAGCAGAGGAGGUUAUCCUGGCAGAGGAGGAGACAGACACCGAGGAAAAAUCACCCUUUGAUGCUAUGAGAAGAGGAACAAUAAAAAAGAGUAAAACUGACCUACUGAAUCCUGAAGAGGGUGAAGAUCACCUGGCAGACAUCUCCUCUGUAGGGUCUCCAUUCACAAGAGCAAGUAUUAAAAGUGCCAAACUUGAGGGUUCUUCAUUUUUCCGUAAGAAGGAAAGACGCUUUCGAUUCUUUGUCCGACGGGUAGUGAAAACUCAGGCCUUUUACUGGACUGUGCUCAGUCUGGUAGCCCUCAACACCCUGUGUGUUGCGAUCGUGCAUUACAAACAGCCAGACUGGCUCUCUGACUUCCUCUACUAUGCAGAAUUCAUAUUCUUAGGACUCUUUAUGUCAGAAAUGUUUAUAAAAAUGUACGGUCUAGGCACAAGACCCUACUUUCAUUCUUCUUUCAACUGUUUUGAUUGCACGGUUAUUAUAGGCAGUAUUUUUGAAGUGCUCUGGGCUGCUGUCAAGCCAGGUACCUCUUUUGGCAUCAGUGUCUUACGGGCACUGAGGUUACUCCGUAUAUUCAAAGUCACAAAGUAUUGGGCUUCUCUCCGUAACUUGGUGGUCUCCCUCCUGAGCUCCAUGAAGUCUAUCAUCAGCUUAUUGUUCCUAUUAUUCCUCUUUAUUGUUGUCUUUGCACUUUUAGGAAUGCAACUCUUUGGUGGCCAGUUUAAUUUUGAGACUGGCACACCCUCCACCAACUUUGACACAUUCCCUGCAGCAAUAAUGACUGUGUUUCAGAUCCUGACAGGUGAAGAUUGGAAUGUGGUGAUGUACGAUGGCAUAGAAUCCCAGGGCGGCGUCAACAGAGGGAUGAUCUCCUCCGUCUACUUCAUCGUCCUGACUCUCUUUGGCAAUUACACCCUGCUGAAUGUAUUCUUGGCCAUUGCCGUGGACAACCUUGCCAAUGCGCAGGAGCUGACAAAGGAUGAACAGGAAGAAGAGGAGGCAGCCAAUCAGAAGCUUGCCUUGCAAAAGGCCAAGGAAGUGGCUGAAGUGAGCCCGUUGUCAGCUGCCAAUCUCUCAAUCGCUGCUACAGAGAGGGUAAGAGCCCCUUCCCCUAGGACCUCAGUGUUCAACAGUGAUGUCUGCACUCAAAUGAAGGAACAGCAGAAGAACCAGAAGCACGGGAAGACGGUGUGGGAGCAGCGGAUGAACGAGAUGAGGAAGCAGAACCUGAUGACCAGUCGGGAAGCCAUUUACAACGAGCUGGACCCCGAUGAGAGGUGGAAAAUGGCCUACUCCAUGAACAUCCGCCGGGACAUGAAAACCCACCUGGACCGGCCUUUGGUGGUCGAUCCUCAGGAGAACAGGAACAACAACACCAACAAGACCCGGCCUUCGGAACCCACGGUGGACCAGCGCAGCAGUCAACAGAGGGCAGAGGAGUUUCUGAGGAAACAGGCGCGUUACCACGACCCCAACAAAGACAGGACUCUGGAGAGGGAGGUGGCGGUGGUGGAGCAGGGCGAGAGGACUAGGAGGUACCACAGCAACAGCAAGGAAGGGGAUUCGAACCGAGAUGGGGUGCCGAGGGACAUGGAGUACCGGGGGAGGGAGCAGGAGGGCAACCAGGAGAGGGGCGUGAGGGAUGGCGAUUGCGAGAGGAGCCAAGCCGGUGAGCCCACGCACAGGCGGCACCAGCACAGGCAAGGGGGGAGCAAGGAAGGGAGGAGAGCCGACGGUGACAGGGAGCGGCGCCACAAGGCGCACCGGCGCAGCGCGGAAGCCCACGAUGCCGGCGGGGCGGAGGAUGGAGUCAAAGGCGAGAGGCGCUCGAAGCACCGGGAGGGCACCCGGGGCAGCAAGGAGGGCAAAGGGGGUGCAGACGGUGAGCACCCAGAAGGCGCGGAGAAGCGACGGAGGAACCGCCAUGCUCAAUCCACGUACGACAACGACGGGAAGAAAGAGAGGGAGGAAAAAGAUCCAGCGUCAAAGGAGAGGAGGCACAAACGAAAGAAGGAGAGCCAAGGGAAUGCUCCUCCUGCUCCUGGGGGCCCAGCCUUGUCCACCACACGGCCGGUACAGCAGGACCUCAGCAGGCAGAAUGGACAGCACGCCGAAGACAUCGACAACCUCCGGAACAGCAAGCUGGCAACGCAACCUGCCAAUCCCAGGAACGCCAACAAUCCCAGGGAUGCAGCCAAUCCCGCCAACCCAUCCAACCCCUCCAGUCUUCAUAACCCUGGAAAAAUGGCAAACCACACUAACCCUCCUAAUCCCAGUAACCCCUCCAAUCCCCUCAAUACAGCCAAUCGUAAGGCCCCCACUACCACCCCCGGGAAUCCAACCAAUCCUGGCAACCCCAAGAACCCGGAGAAUAACCUCAUCCUGACCAACCCAACCAAUCCCAACAAUCCGGCAAAAACCGUCCAGAAGCCCGAUCACACAACUGUAAAUAUUCCGUUUGCAGAUCCCACUCUACAAGUGAAUAAAAAUGCAAACACAGAUGCCGUGCCCAAAAAGGAAGAAGAAAAGAAAGAAGAGGAGGAGGUGAAAGGUGACGGGGAUGACGGUCCAAAACCAAUGCCACCCUACAGCUCCAUGUUCAUCCUGAGCACCACCAACCCAUUACGCAGAGCGUGCCAUUACAUUGUGACCCUCCGCUACUUCGAGAUGUGCAUCCUCAUGGUCAUCGCGAUGAGCAGCAUCACACUGGCCGCAGAAGAUCCUGUCCAACCCAAUGCCACCAGGAACAACGUUUUGAGAUACUUUGACUAUGUGUUCACAGGAGUCUUUACUUUUGAGAUGGUUAUUAAGAUGAUUGAUCUUGGCUUGGUCCUGCAUCAGGGAGCGUACUUCAGAGACCUCUGGAAUAUUCUGGACUUCAUCGUCGUCAGUGGGGCCCUGGUGGCUUUUGCAUUCACCGGGAGCAAAGGGAAAGACCUGAAUACCAUCAAAUCUCUGAGGGUUCUUCGGGUACUGCGACCCCUGAAAACCAUCAAAAGGCUGCCUAAGCUUAAGGCUGUCUUUGAUUGCGUCGUGAACUCCCUGAAGAACGUCCUCAACAUCCUGAUCGUUUACAUGCUCUUCAUGUUCAUCUUCGCUGUGGUGGCAGUGCAGCUUUUUAAAGGCAGGUUUUUCUACUGCACUGACGAAUCCAAAGAGUUUGAGCGGGACUGCAGAGGGCAGUACCUGGUAUACAUGAGGGAGAGUGAUAUUAAGGCGCAGAAAAGAGAGUGGAAACGAUAUGAGUUUCAUUAUGAUAACGUGCUGUGGGCCUUACUCACACUCUUCACUGUAUCUACCGGAGAGGGCUGGCCAGACGUGCUGAAACACUCGGUGGACGCUACUUACGAGAACCAAGGACCCAGCCCCGGCUACAGGAUGGAGAUGUCUAUUUUUUACGUCGUCUAUUUUGUGGUCUUCCCUUUCUUCUUUGUGAAUAUCUUUGUGGCCUUGAUCAUCAUCACAUUUCAAGAACAGGGGGAUAAAAUGAUGGAAGACUGCAGCCUGGAGAAAAAUGAGAGAGCCUGCAUCGAUUUCGCUAUCAGUGCCAAACCCUUGACACGACAUAUGCCACAGAACAAACAGACCUUUCAGUACAAGAUGUGGCAGUUUGUGGUGUCACCUCCGUUUGAGUACACAAUCAUGGCUAUGAUUGCCCUCAACACUGUGGUGCUUAUGAUGAAGUUUUCCGAUCAACCACAAUCUUAUGACGAUGUUCUCAAGUAUCUCAAUAUGGUGUUCACCAUUUUGUUUUCAUGUGAAUGUAUUCUGAAGAUUAUUGCCUUUGGAAUUCUGAACUAUUUUCAGGAUGCUUGGAAUGUAUUUGAUUUUGUCACAGUCCUGGGCAGUGUCACUGAUAUAUUGGUGACAGAGUUUUGGAAAAACAUUAUCAAUCUCAGCUUCUUGCGGCUGUUCCGCGCUGCUCGACUCAUCAAGCUCCUGAGGCAGGGUUACACCAUCCGUAUCUUGCUGUGGACGUUCGUUCAGUCUUUCAAGGCCUUGCCUUACGUCUGUCUACUGAUUGCGAUGCUGUUCUUCAUUUAUGCCAUCAUUGGAAUGCAGGUGUUUGGGAAUAUUGCUGUGGAUGACGAUGAAGAUAGUGAGAUCAACCACCACAACAACUUCCGGACAUUCCUCCAGGCUCUGACCCUUCUUUUUCGAAGUGCAACAGGAGAGGCGUGGCACAGCAUCAUGUUAUCAUGCUUGGGCGGCAAACCAUGUGACCCUCGAUCUGGCAUCGUAGGAAACGAGUGUGGCAACGAGUUCGCCUAUUUCUACUUUGUCUCCUUUAUUUUCCUCUGCUCCUUCCUGAUGCUGAACCUUUUUGUUGCUGUCAUCAUGGACAACUUUGAAUAUUUGACAAGGGACUCGUCCAUCCUGGGUCCGCAUCACCUGGACGAGUACGUCAGGGUCUGGGCUGAGUACGACCCUGCUGCCCGCGGCCGCAUUCAUUAUAAGGAUAUGUACAGUUUAUUGCGUGUAAUCUCACCCCCUCUGGGCUUAGGCAAGAAAUGUCCUCAUAGGGUGGCCUGCAAGAGGCUCUUGCGAAUGGACUUGCCAGUUGCCGAGGACAACAGCGUGCAUUUCAACUCCACGCUUAUGGCUUUGAUUAGAACAGCCUUGGACAUCAAAAUUGCUAAAGGAGGGGCUGACAAGCACCAAAUGGACCGCGAGUUGAGGAAGGAGAUGAUGUCCAUUUGGCCAAACCUCUCCCAGAAGACAAUUGAUCUGCUGGUUACACCUCAUAAAUCUACGGAUCUCACGGUAGGGAAGAUCUACGCGGCCAUGAUGAUCAUGGAAUACUACCGGCAGAGCAAAGCCAAAAAGCUCCAGCUACUCCACGAGGAGCAGAAUCGAACGCCAUUACUAUUUCAGCGCAUGGAGCCACCGUCGCCUACCCAGGAGAUGGAUCCAGGGCAGAGCGCUUUGCCGGAGCAGCAGCAUGUAUCUGGGAAUGCCCUACCACAAGAUGGGAUAAUGAAGGAGAGUCAAUCUUGGGUCACGGAUCGAGCUCAAAAAAUGUUUCAGCAGACGGGGGCUUGGAGUCCUGAAAGAGGUCGAUCGGAGGAGAUAGAAGACACUCGGCCAAACUCUCAGGCUGUGGAGAUGCAAGAAAUGGGGAGGGACGCCUACUCGGACAGCGACCAUUACCUCCCGAUGGAAGGCCAAAGUCGAGCAUCCUCCAUGCCACGACUACCAGCAGGGAACCAAACCAUCGAAGACACGAGCCCAAUUAAGAGAUCGGCGUCCACACUGGGCCAUCAGCGCUCCAAGGGCAUACGGCUAGAUGACUACUCGCUGGAGCGGGUCAUCCCUGAGGAGUCACAAAGGACCCAUCGCCGCAGGGAGAGGGGACACAGAACAUCGGAGAGGUCAUUAAGCCGAUACACGGAUGCUGACACAGCUUUUAUUGAUAUAGGGCUCGGAACAGAUCUCAGUACUACAACACAGUCGGGUGACCUCCCUCCAAAAGAGAAGGAUCGGGAGCGAGGAAGACCCAAGGACAGGAAACACCACCAUCACCACCACCACCACCACACAUCAUCUGACAAGGAGCGUUAUUCCCAGGAACGGCAUGAAUACAGCAGACCUCGAUCAAGGGAUAGGCGGUGGUCCCGAUCCCCUAGUGCAGGCCGCGAGUGUGUCCCCCAUAGACAGGGCAGUAGUUCUGUGAGUGGGAGUCCAGUUCCUUCCACUUCUGGUACCAGCACACCGAGGAGGGGACGCAGGCAACUCCCCCAGACUCCCUCCACGCCCAGGCCGCAUGUCACCUACUCCCCCGUGGUCCGCAAGGCCAUGAACACAUCGCAGCAGCAGGGCAGGACACCGACCCCUGUGCCACGCCGGUACUCACCCCCACCCCCGGAGCACCGAGGCGAGAGGCACAGCAGCAGCAGGUCCCCUGGCACGGAGAGAGGCACCGUCCCGCGCAACGGCUCCCCCCGACUGCAUCGCCAGAGCAGCGGCCAGUGGUCCACCCCCAGCUCCCACCUCUCCGAGCCUUACCUGGGGUGCCACGACGAUGACUAUUACCGCAGCCCCGACUACGACGGCGCGCCGAGGGAGGAGACUCUGACCUUCGAGGUGGCCAUGGCGACGAGCUCCGGGAGGUCGCCGAGGACUUGUCGGGCACCGUCCUCCUCCGUGUCCCUCCCGAGGCACGGGCGCCGGGUACCCAACGGGUACUACCACAACCUGGGGCCGACGAAAACGAGAGGGCCCGGCGCAAGGAAAGGGAUGCACGAACCCUACAGUGAGACCGACGAGGACGACUGGUGCUAGCCCCCACCCUCACCCCGCCAUCUCCUCCCUCCCACACCCCCCCCCCCCGACACCUCCAUACUUCUUACAUUGCCAAGCGAGCCGGAGGAGCGAGAGUCUCUGGGCCUCCUGAGGAGCUCUAGCCUUCCAAACAUUAUUUAAAAAAUCAAUGAAGGGGAGAAAAAAAACACAAUCUUUACAGGGAAUGCGGGGAGGGUUUGGUGCAAACGGGUGCGCGUCGAGGAAUCAAAAUGGCGGCGGUCUGGUCACGUGCUUAGUAAAAUUGAGCGGGAAAAGGAAAAGAAGACCUAUAGAAGGACUGUUGGCGAAGCUGUUGGGGGUUUUAUCGAUGAGUUUUAUCAUCCGUUACCUGCUAAUAUGUUAUUGGUAUUGUUUUGGCUCGUGUGGGGUGGGGGGUGUAGGUUUGCCGCGCUCUCCGGCAGCCUCAGAGGAGCGGUUGCUAAGCAACGGUGAUCGUCCGGCGACGUGGGGAGCCUGGCUUCAGCUUGGAAAUUGUGCUGUUACCGCCUCAUCAGAAUGGCCCAUCACAGCAUGGAUUCCUCUCUCUCUCUCUUUCUAUAAAAGAGCAUGUCGUGGCCAAGAGCACUUUGAUUUACUGUG